Galleria mellonella (greater wax moth) is the source of this 1617-nucleotide messenger RNA. Its product is annotated as RAB6A-GEF complex partner protein 2. The record is from RefSeq and is a predicted model, not a curated record. Lineage: Eukaryota; Metazoa; Arthropoda; Insecta; Lepidoptera; Pyralidae. Gene Ontology annotation, biological process: retrograde transport, endosome to Golgi. The transcript is spliced from 6 exons. Gene Ontology annotation, cellular component: Golgi membrane; Ric1-Rgp1 guanyl-nucleotide exchange factor complex. The coding region runs from base 268 to 1428 and encodes 386 amino acids.
GGCAGCAUGGUCUCCGACCUUAGCCUGUUCCAAACGGAACAAACGUACUAAAAAAAAAAAAAAAAAACAUUGUAAUUGAUUUUAAUCUUAAUAUUUUUUAAAUCAAAAUACGAACAAAAUUUUAUUAUUAUUAAAAUGGUUGAAAUUAUAAUUACUUAAUAAACAUACGACUUUGUGCAACUACAACAACUAAGUGAGUUGUACUGAUUAACAAUUAUCUUCUAGUACAACAUAAAUUUUUCUCUGCCUGUACUCUGAUCUGAAUUUAUGAUGAUUGAACUCUCUGCAAAGUUAACCACAGGUACAGUUUACCUAGCUGGCGAGGCACUGGAAUGCUGUAUAACAUUUUGCCAUACAACACAGCCUGAACACAGAAAUUCUCAAAGUCAUAGUGAUAUUCUAGAAAGUCUUGCCUGGGUAUCAGCACAAAUACAUUGUUUCUACUCCACAUCAGGAAACACAGGUGAUAAAACUCCGACUGUAGGCAAAACAACAGCUUUAGAAGUGACAUCAUGUGACAUUGGAGAUGUUGUAUUCCACACAAAGCCCAAGAUAUUAUUUUGUGAUUUAACUAUACCUUUAGGUGAAAGUAAAACAUUUUGGUAUAGAGAAUCGAUACCAAUUGAAGCACCACCAUCAUAUAGAGGAACAUCAGUUAAAUACUCCUACAAAAUAACAAUAGCUACACAAAAAGUAGGGUCUCAUAUCAAAAUGGUCAGGAUACCAUUUAGAGUCUUGCCAAUUAGUCCAAUAAUGAACAUGCAAGACCUUGCUGCACUGUGUGGCAAUGAAACAACAGAGGAACUUCAGCCCACUAAUCCAUUUUCAGAGGAGAGAAAAGUUGAAACUACUUUAUCUAUGGCAUUACAAGUAUUACAGAAUCUUACUGCAAGGCGUAGUCCAAAUUCAUAUAUGAUAACAAAUACCAGAGGUAAAGUGGGGAGAUUUUGUUUGUUUAAAUCAGCUUAUAAAUUAGGAGAAGAUAUUGUUGGCACAUUUGACUUUUCUGUUGGUACAGUCACUUGCAUGCAGGUUUCAGUAUCAUUGCAACCAGAAGAAGUAGUGACAUCCAAAUCACCAUCUAAGAAUGUGAAUAAGGAGAACAGUAGCAGAUCUAUGACUGUUGCCAGAUCCCAUGAAGUCACUUUAGGGCUAACACAUUCCCAACUAAUACUACCUAUACCAUUACACAUAACUCCUGCAUUUGAGACAGAUGAAGUUUCACUAAGAUGGCGUCUACAUUUCGAGUUUGUAACAACCAAUGAUAAAUUAUUAGCAAAUCCUGAAGACAAAGAUUGGAAUGCACCUCUGAAUGUACCUAUUGAAACUAUGGUGUGGAAUCUUCCUGUCAAAAUAUAUUCCACCUUGCCAAAGCAAAUACAGCAACAUUCCGUAGGGAAUGAUGCCUACACAAUGUAUAUAAAGUAACCCAUUGUUAUAACUGUUGGUAUUAUUACUUAAAGAUAUUGUAUUCUAUAUGCUCUUCUACGCUCAUUGCAUUUUUGUUAAGACAAAAAUACAAUGACUGUAUGCAAUAACUAUAUUAUUUAUUUUAUUUAUAUUGCUAAUUAAAAAGAUGUGUAAUAUUUUUUAUGCUUUAAUAUAAUUAUGUAAGAC